CAAUUUAUCUAUAAACGUCAACUACAGAAGCAAAAAUCGGCGAAUUAGUUAAUUAGGGGCGAAUUUAUUUAACGCUUUUAGUUGAAGGGACAAGAAUUGCAGAAAUACCUCACAAGCAUUAUUGUUUAGCAGAUGUAACUGGAACACACCGUCACACUCCAUUUCUGCUAAGGAGUUCAAUUUGUGACUCUGAAUCAGUUAAAAUGGGCUACGUACAAGAAGCCAGAGAAAAUCACGUCAAGAAGAAGGUCGAAGAAGCUUUGCGCAGUAAGAUGAAACAGAAAGCACUGAAAGAAUGCGAUCAAUACGUGUCCAAAUAUGCUGAAUGUGCUGUAGGCAGAACAUUGUCCGUUGUUUGGAAAUGUCGCGGUGAAGCUAAGGAAUUGAAUACAUGCCUCCAUCAGUACACAAAUGAUUCUGUCUUGGAAAAAAUGAAGAAAGAAUACAUGCUUCAACAGGAAGGAAAGGGGUCUUUAAGCCUUUGAUUCAUUUUCCUACUGAUGAUUGGAGUAUGUUAGCUUCUGCAAGAAGAAAAGUGCGCAACGUCGCUCAGGGGCCUACGCCUCGUUGCAUCCUGCAUACGGCAUCAUUGGUGUCCCUGCAACCUGAGAGUUUAUUCCAUGCUUUUGUUCGUUAAUUGCCGCAAUAUUUUCCUGUACGUGCAUUGUCUUUACAUUUCGUCGGAGGUGAUGAAUUGCCAAAUAUUAUAGGAUAAAUAUAAUGUUCCUUUCUCUUCA
Messenger RNA from Salvia miltiorrhiza (redroot sage), 737 nucleotides. RefSeq lists its product as uncharacterized. Lineage: Eukaryota; Viridiplantae; Streptophyta; Magnoliopsida; Lamiales; Lamiaceae. The record is from RefSeq and is a predicted model, not a curated record. The transcript is spliced from 3 exons. Gene Ontology annotation, cellular component: mitochondrion. The coding region runs from base 204 to 485 and encodes 93 amino acids.